This is a messenger RNA of Astyanax mexicanus (Mexican tetra), 1994 nucleotides long. RefSeq names its product protein phosphatase 1 regulatory subunit 36. Bases 52 to 1422 code for a protein of 456 amino acids. The record is from RefSeq and is a predicted model, not a curated record. Lineage: Eukaryota; Metazoa; Chordata; Actinopteri; Characiformes; Acestrorhamphidae. Gene Ontology annotation, molecular function: phosphatase binding. The transcript has 11 exons. Gene Ontology annotation, biological process: negative regulation of phosphatase activity.
CGUUGGUUGUAAACAGAGCUGAGAGAGUUUAUCUGCUGCAGGUUAGAAAGGAUGGAAGACGUUCAGCGUUUAGUAGAGAAUCCAAAACUGCUUAAGGAAACGAUAACUGACCCUCCUUCUGGAAGAUGGGACUGGAAUGAUGACACUCAGUCCCUGGAAUUCACCUGUUUCAGGUCAUCUGCAGAAAUCAAAAAGAAGAAAAAGCAGACAACAUAUACAUAUCAGGAGUAUUUUAAGAAGCACCUAGACAGGAUUUCUCAGAGCAAGCCCUCAGCCAGAGGAGGGCAGUGUGGACUGAGGAAGACUGUGGGAGCUGCUGAGCUGAAUGCCUACAGGGCUGCAGUUAAAAACUCACAGAGGAACUCAGUCUCUCUGGAUCAUAUUAAACAGGUGGCAAUCAGCUUAAUUCAGGAAAAUGAAGCCUUUCCCAUUCCACUCUGCUUUCUGACCAUCAUCAAGAGUGGAGAGAUGGAUGAUUUCCUGGCCAGUCUUCUGCUCUACCUGUCCUGCUUCUUGGAGAGGAACGCUCUGGAGGAACAUCUUGAGUCCCUCAUGGCAGAGCAGAGCGUGACGGAUACUGAGGUGAUGGCAAAGACAAGUGUUAAAGUGGAGCUGGCAAAGAAGCACCUGGCCUACUCUUACUCCCGUCUGGUGUUGGGACUGGGUUUGCCACAACAUCAUCACAUGGCCUGUGGAAGGAGAAGAGUGUCAGCCGUUUGCAGAGACAGACAACUAUUUGAGUGUCUGUAUAGCUUCUUCAGUUACGUGGCGUGGGUUACCUUUGGAAGGAAGGACCUGAAUGAGAUCCAGACUGAGAUUGGUCACUUGUUCCGGUCAGACACAUUUAAUCCUGUCCAGAGAGAUGAAGAGGAGGAGUCAGAGGAGGAAGAGGAGGACAUGUUCCAGAUAGAGGGCCUGUCUGAACCUAAGCAGCAGUCAACUGCCCCAGCCAAAAGGUCGUCUCAGCGCCGGCCAGCCUGGAGCAGUAUUCUGACCCAGUGUUCGCCCCUCAUAGUGUCACUUCUUCCUUCCCCGAAAGAUCAAGCACCUCAUCUGUUCAAGAGGUGCUGCUAUCAGAAGCAGCAGCCAGCUAGACUAAGAAAGCCUGGAGAUCUAAUGGAGGAGCUGAACCAACAGCUGUCUUCACUCAGUUUCGGUAUACUGGGAAAGCCUCUCAGCCAGUUCAGCUACACCACCCUAAUGCCGGCUAAGGACGAGGGCGAAGAUGGAGACAAUGAAGACAGCCAUGAUGAAGAAGAAAAUGAAAACAAUGAUACCAGAGCACGAGUUACUGAGAGCAAGAUCUUCUUCAAGGGUCAAAGAUCCGCAAGAACAACAGGGGGCAAGCGCAGCAGCCUCAGCCGGGCUUACACUAUGGCCUCCAGAGCCACCACAGAGGUGCUGUCAUCAGAUACAGAAUGAACAGGACUUCUGCAUGUGUAUGUUCACACAUAUAUAUAUUUUUUAUCAUUUUUAUUUCAAUUUUUUUAGUUUUUCUCUCUAUGUAUCUGGACAAUGGUCCUACCCCUCCAGCCGUAUAUCCCGUAUCACUAGUGAUGCCCCAACACCAGGAGGGUGAAGACUAGCACAUGCCUCCUCUGAUACAUGUGAAGUCAGCCACUGCCUGUUUUCGAACUGCUGCUGAUGCAGCAUUGCCGAGUAUCAUCACAGCGCACUCGGAGGAAAGCGCAGCGACUCUGUUCUGAUACAUCAGCUCACAGGCACUGUGCUGAUCGACAUCACCCUUUGAAGUGUGUGGGGAAAGAGCGCUAUCUACCCACCCAGAGAGAGCAAGACCUAUUGUGCUCUCUCAGGGCUCCAGCAGCUGAUGGCAAGCUGCAUAACUGAGAUUCGAACCAGCCAUUUUUCCAUUUAUACUCACAGUUUUUGUUACUGUCUUCAUUUGUCUCAGUGGUAAGAGAGUUUUUAUUGUAAAACCUCAAGAUCCCAUUAGAACAGAUGCAUGUAAACAUAAAUGUAGUAUUCUGAAGAAA